Molecule: messenger RNA, 2529 nt
Organism: Tuber aestivum (summer truffle)
Lineage: Eukaryota; Fungi; Ascomycota; Pezizomycetes; Pezizales; Tuberaceae
Source: the annotation of a GenBank genome assembly
GAUGGUUCCCCGGUACCAAGCGCUAUUGGAUCCAGAUCCCGAAGACGCAGACGACGAGCGCUCCUUCUCGGACGCGGACGACGACGAUGAUUAUCCGUCAAAUAUACCUCCGCACCUGCAACGGCACCCCUUAACCCCGACACCUCAAUUCAUCGGUCAGGAUGUUCGGACCACGUCCCGGAAGGAGCUGAUGGGGUGGUACUGGUACGGAUGGGCGGCCGAGGUCUUUGUCGUGUGUGGUGUUGGCUCGUUUAUUCCCGUUACCCUCGAGCAACUGGCCAGGGAGAACGGCGUGUUGUUAUCGGAUAAGAGCACGCCUUGCGAGUCGUCUUCGGGGUCCGGACCGGGGCUGGGACCUGGGGCUGGCGGUAUCGAGGAUGGGCAGGCUGGCCAAUGCGUUAUUUAUUUAUUGGGCUGGGAGAUGAAUACUGCUUCCUUUGCCAUGUGCGACUUUACCCCCGGCAGUGUGGGGCGUUGUGGUUGUGUGGGCUAACACUCUGUUCUUGAUGCUCAUAGGUACACUUUUUCGCUUUCUGUCUUGCUUCAGUCUCUUAUCAUUGUUUCUAUGUCUGGUGCUGCAGAUCAUGGUGAGCUAUCUGUAUAAACUCCCCUGGAGGCUGGGUUCCGCUAUCUGUAUAGUGUGUGUGCGCGCGGGCGGGGUUAACUGCUGCCGCUUUUUUAGGAGCUUAUAGGAAACGACUGUUACUCGCGUUCGCCGCCGUUGGGAGUCUUGCUACUAUGGCUUUUAUCACGGUUUCUGCAAGGUAUUACCUUUUCGCCGCAUUGUGGGCUAUCCUUGGGAACAUCGGUUUUGGAGGAUCAUUUGUGCUACUGAAUGCAUUUCUCCCAGUGCUCGUACGGCACCAUCCGAAAUUGGUGUAUGAGGAACCACUCGUUCGCGCAACCACCACAAUCAACGUUCGAUCGCCAGACAGCGAUGAAGACCAAUCGUUAUUGGGGUAUCAGGAAUCCUUAUAUGAAGAUGGUAAGAAUGGCGGGGCUCUGGCGCUGAGUACCCAAAUAAGCAGCAUUGGAAUCGCUGUUGGGUACACAGCUGCGGUCAUACUGCAAAUAUUCGCCAUUGUGAUCGUACUCUUGACUGGAUCCACCACCUGGUCCCUUCAGCUUGUUCUGUUUUCUAUCGGAGCUUGGUGGUUUAUAUUUACUAUUCCCACAGCCGUGUGGCUGGAACCGAGACCUGGCCCGCCCCUUCCGCCACUUCCCAGACCAGCAUCAAACGGGUCUCCCCUUGGUCCUACCCUAUUGGUUGUAGAUGAUAGGAGCUGGUGGGGAUAUGUCAAGUAUGCCUGGGUGGGGCUGGGGAAGACUAUCAUGAGGGUCAGAAGGCUCAGGGACGUCAUGCUAUUCCUUGCGGCCUGGUUCCUCGUGAGCGACGGAGUGGCCACUGUCAGCGGCACAGCCGUGUUGUUUGCAAAGACUGUAUGAAGGAUUACUCCUUGAAACCGCGUAAUACACGCGAUACUAACCGAUCACAUGAUAGAACCUCAAGAUGAAACCGGCUGCCCUAGCACUGAUAUCUGUUAUAUCAACUAUAUCAGGAGUGGGGGGUGCCUUUGCCUGGCCAAAAAUAGCUCAAUCGUUCAACAGAACCCCCAGCCAGACAAUCCUGAUAUGUAUCCUAGUCUUCGAGUUCAUCCCGUUGUACGGCCUACUCGGUUUCAUUCCGGCCAUCCAGCGUUCCGGCAUCGGCGGACUGACCAGCCCCGCAGAAAUGUACGGCCUAGGCGCAGUCUACGGAUUUGUGCUGGGAGGGGUCAGCGGGUAUUGCCGUAGUGUUUUCGGAGAAUUGAGUACUCUCUCUGUCUCUCUAUCUCUCUCCUUCCCUUUCCCCCCUCGCCCCUUAUCUAACGUGGCAGCUAGUACCCCCCGGCUUCGAAGCAGCUUUUUACGCCCUCUACGCCGUAACCGACAAAGGCUCUAGCAUCUUCGGCCCAACAAUCGUCGGGGCUCUAACGGACCACUACGGGGACAUCCGUGUGGCAUUCUGGUUCCUGGCCGUCUUACUCGCCCUGCCCAUCCCGUUGAUCGCGGCCGUGAACGUUGAUCGGGGGAAGCAUGAAGGGAAGAUGCUCGCUGAGGAGGAACUGAAGAUCCCCUUACCGGCCCCUCCCUCUUCCCCUAAUGGCGUUGUAUAGCAAUUGUUGAGGUUGUCGGUAUGGGGAGGUUUACUGCUAAGAGAGGGGAAUGUUUGUGCAUAAGUUACUCUGGCUACGUUUGAGUGUUUAGCGUAGAGCUCCUUGUUUUUAAUUUCUAGUUUUAUUGCUCCUUCUUACUGGUUUUUUUCUUUCGCUGUUUUCUCUUUCGAUGAGGCAGUCACUCCUCUGCUCUUUCAUCCUCCGUCCCGCUAUCUGUUUAUUCCUCACGCAGUUCUUUUUUGUAAUGAAGCUAUGAGCAUAGUCCGGGUUAGUGUAAUACGGGUCUCCACGAACGCCACCAUCACAGGAGUGGGAGAGGGAAUCAGGGAGAAAAAGAGAUAUUUGUGCAAGGUUCAGGCAUAACGGGAGCUCU